CCUUUAUGUAACUACACGUGUUUCUUGUAGUGGUGCAGAGCAUGGGCUCACUCGUAUCGUAGUAUGGGUCGGAAUAGUACUCGGCAUAUUUCCUAUUCGAGCUGCUUUACCUGGAUAUGGUUGGUUAAGAAUAUUUCCAAAAGACCGGAUGCAACACCGUGAUCCGUGCUACUUUAAGUGCUGGGAUAAUGACCUAACAUAUGACGGGCUCCGCGGCGUCCACGAUCGCCAUUUUGGUGUAGUUUUCUAGAUUGAUGGCGAUAUCCUGAUUCUUACAACACUCGACGACAAGAGCGAAUUGAUAUCGCAUUCUCUCCAUUUUUACCACGCCGUUACUAUUGUUGUUAAAUGGAGAACUCGGAAAAGUCAGUGGUUCCGGCCGCUGAUGCGCUCCUCACUGACUCUUCGCCUUCUGACCUUGAACACGCAAACCACAAUGUCAAUACUCCUGAGCCGUUGGUGCAAGAUGAUGGCUCGCGGAGGAAACCGCUUGCCUUCCACAUGUCGUUUCUAACUAUCAACAUUAUGUGCUUUCUUGUUUCAAUAGACGCUACGAUCCUUGCUGUCGCGAUACCGGUAAUAGCUCACGAGCUUAACGGAACUACACUGGAGGCUUUCUGGGCCAGCAUAGCAUUUUUGCUUGCGGUAUGCGUCGUCCAACCAAUAUAUACCAGCGUAUCCAAUGUUAUCGGCCGCGCGAUGCCUCUUUACUCAUCCUUCCUCUUCUUCAUCGUUGGCUCUGUAAUCUUCGCAGUGUCACGAAGCAUGAGCGUCUUGAUUAUCGGGCGUGUUAUUCAGGGGUUUGGGGCCGGAGGAUUGGAUGUGCUGGGCGAAAUCAUCCUCGCUGAUAUAACGACCCUGAAGGAACGUCCAAAGUACAUCGGAUAUCUGUCUAUUCCAAUGUUGGGAGGCACAAUUCUCGGUCCCAUCCUUGGAGGUGCCUUCAGCCAAUUCGUAACAUGGCGGUGGAUUGGGUGGAUCAAUCUUCCUCUAUCAGCUCUAGGUCUUCUCCUAACGGUGCUUUUCCUAAGUCUCAAACCUAUCAAUCUGACAUUCCGGGAGAAGAUGCGUCGGCUUGACUGGGGCGGUAUGACUUUGUUCACCGUCGGAUGCACGCUGUUCGCGUCGCCGGUUGCCUGGGCCGGUGCCAUGUUCCCGUGGUCCUCCUAUAAGACUUUGAUUCCGCUGUGCUUGGGCGCUGUUGUGUUAGUCGUAUUUGCAUGGUACGAAUCACGACCCAUCGAGCCCGUCUUUCCAUAUCGAAUCUUUAAGAGCCUCACAGCGUCUAUGGCACUCCUCACAACCUUCUUCCAUGGCAUGGUUACUUAUAGUGUUGUCAUGUAUACCCCGUUAUUCUUCCAGGCCGUAUAUUUGGACAGCCCGUUACAAUCUGCCGUCAUCUGUCUCCCACUUUGCUGCAUCUGCGCCGGCUUCGGCCUCUUCUCAGCUAUCGCAGUGGAAAUAAUCCGCAAGUACCGGCUGCUUAUCUGGACUAGCUGGAUCCUGACCGCAGUCGGCGUGGGAAUUUUCAGCCUCUUAGACUGUUCUUCCACCCUUGCGGAUAAAGCUUCCCUCCAGGUCCCCCUCGCCAUAGGGAUGGGCAGUCUGUUUGCACUUUUGAACCUUCCCCUGCAGGCUAGCUUGUCGAAUGCAGACGACAUGGGUCUCGCCGCCGGAAUCCUGGUCUCUUUCCGACUCUUUGGUGGGCUUAUCGGGUUGGCCAUAUGCUCUACAGUGUUCAACAACGUUUUCGGGUCUCAAAUUGACUUGCUCGGACCCUUGCCGGGUGACCUGGCUAUCUUGAAUGAUGUACGGGAGGCAGUCGGCCUUGUACCACUUUUGAGGGAUCUAAAUAUGACAGCCGAGUUAUUGGAUAAAGUGAUUGAGGCAUAUAGGAUGUCUAUCUCUGCCGUAUUUUGGACGCUUGCAGGGACGGCUGGGGUAGGAUUCUUGCUUUCUCUCUUAAUUAAGGAGAAGUCGUUGGAGAGCGAAGAGCUAGGAAAGCAGCAACUAGAAGAAAAACGAUAAUGGGCCCCCUUUAAUACCUAACUUACGUGCUUGGAUUUCUUGGCCUCCCUAAUAUUGUGUGAAUGCGACAUUGCAUUGACCUUGAGUACCUAUCGUAAGACGGGUACCUGAAGAGCGCAUGUAGACCCUAUGUAGGUAAUCAGUACUGGAUGGGAUCAAUACUGUUUCGCGUUUAUGCCAAGCUAUCCUAGGUGCCUACUUAACCUACCUCUGGUUAUGUUAAACGAUAUGUGGUUAUACUUAAUGUAAUUAUACUUGCAGACGUUGUUGGUUACCUAGAGCGAAACCAUCCACCAAUUGACGCAUGGC
This is a messenger RNA of Daldinia loculata, 2337 nucleotides long. Its product is annotated as MFS general substrate transporter. Gene Ontology annotation, biological process: transmembrane transport. Bases 349 to 2028 code for a protein of 559 amino acids. The record is from RefSeq and is a predicted model, not a curated record. Lineage: Eukaryota; Fungi; Ascomycota; Sordariomycetes; Xylariales; Hypoxylaceae. The transcript is spliced from 2 exons. Gene Ontology annotation, molecular function: transmembrane transporter activity.